Molecule: messenger RNA, 3323 nt
Organism: Argiope bruennichi
Lineage: Eukaryota; Metazoa; Arthropoda; Arachnida; Araneae; Araneidae
Product: BMP and activin membrane-bound inhibitor homolog
Exons: 3
Coding region: 163-1062 (299 amino acids)
Source: RefSeq, a predicted model, not a curated record
UAUCCCCUAUGUAAUUUGCCGGGAAGAGACAUGUGACAUUACUUCGGUGUCUAUGCAUGCUGGCUACCAUGCGUUAAGUUGUGUACUCAAUUUCUUAAAAAUAUUAUAUGGAUGUUUGGAACGGAAGAUACUGAGCAAAUAUUUGUUGAUUAGAAAUUGACUAUGAUGGGCUGCGAAAGUCAACUUGGAACCACGAGAUUUUUGUCGUUGUGUUUACAAACUUCUUUGUUGUUGAUGUCAAUAUUCCAUACCGGUAUUUCAAGUGUUAAAGCUGAUGUCCGUUGUUAUUGCAAUCUUCCUGCUUGUGUGACAUCCGGGUACAUGUGCAAGUCGUCCGUCGGGGUCUGUGUCUCGGAUCACUUUGGCUUCAACGGCGACAUAUGGCAAUCUCGACAUGCAUGUCUGGAGCUUCUUGCAAAUGAGGCCAAGCAAAUCAGACCGUCAGAGUGCCCACAGAAUUUCCCCGAUGUAGUUCUGGAUAGUGGAAAAUUUCCUGCUCGUUUUUGCUGCAAAGAGGACAUGUGCAAUUAUUUCCGCAAUUCUGUUGAUCCGCAUGAUCCAGUCUAUAGAUUGAAUCAUAGUUACAUGACAGGUUACCUGUCAAAUGAUGAUUACUUCUACAGACAUGGUGGUAAUAACAAAAACAAUGAAACAUCUGUUCACCAGAAGAUGUGGUUCAAAGCUGCCGUCAUAGCUGUGCCCAUUGCAGGUGGAUGCAUUCUCAUCAUGUUAAUCAUCAUGGCUGCCAAAAUGCUGAAAGCUGAUUAUAAACGUCACAGAGAAUGGACGGAGUUUCGUCGACGACACAGACUGAAUACACAUGUCGUCUACACUGGUGAAAAAUCCCUCAGUCGCAGUCUGUUUUUCUUGCCAAAAUCAUUCAGCUGCGCUGUUUUGGGGAGUGACAGCAGCUACCGUCAUCCACAGCUGCACAAAACCUAUGCUUCUGUUGGAAGCAUUGGGCAACCCAAUAACUUAUAUAAAAACGUUUCCAUAGCUCUAUCUACUGAUACAAAUUGCACAGAUGGUUCAAGAGACAAGUAUUUUGUUUUCGAUUUGUGAAGUAUCGAAACAGGAGAUUGGUAAUCCUCUGUUUCAUUUGAAAGUUUCAGCUGCUUAAGACAUUUGCUUCGUACUGAAUUACAGAGCUUUUUCUUUCCAGUUCAAAAGCCCGAGCAACCGAAUAGACGCAGCAGUUGAAAGUGGCAUGAUGCAUUUUCAGUCGAUGAUUGGCAUGUUAUCAUAACAUGUCGUGGUAAUUGUAAAUUUAUAAAAUUUUAUUUUGCUUCUGAAGAUGAUAUAUGACUAACAGUUGUAGCUGAAUGUUGUACAUAGAAUUUCUGAGCAAUGCCAACUGUCCACAUUUUGUGUUCCUAAGAGUUGUUGCUCAAAUGUGUUGAGCACAUCUCUCACCAAAUGAGCUGUAUCAUUGUUCGUGUUGAGUAACUUUCAUAAACUGGCAUUUUAUCUUAUCUGGAAAAGUCUUUUGUUCUUUUCAGCAAAGGUACAUUGAAAGAAAGGCGUAACAUUGGCCAAACGUCAAGAAAAAAAUAUAGUGAUGUUUCUUUCAUGUUUGUCAUUUGUGUUUAGUUCAGAAUUCAUUUGUUCUAUGCUUCUAAUUUUGCUUAUUGCUGAGAAGAAUUAGUCAAAUGUAUAUUAACUAGAAUUAUAAGAAAGGCGGAAAGUUUUUCUAAGGAAGCAUAGUAAAAAGCCCAACAUAUUUAACAUUUAAUAGCAGAACAUAAAUUAAUAUUUCACAUAAAUUUUAUUACAAUUUAUUCUAGUUCUAACAAAAAUCAGCAAAGACAUAAAAUCUCUUACUAUUUAUUGUCCUAGAAACUGACUCUAACCCAUUUUCCUUCCAGAAUACUCGAAUGAAAUUUAGUCAUUGUCCUUGUGCGCAUGACUACAUAAAAUACCGAUUUCAAUUUAUUCUUCCUAUUUAAAAUAAUUCCAUUGUCAUUCCUGUAAAGAAAGCCGUAAGUCGUUUGAAAUCUCUGGCAAAUUCAUUAAUUAUAGAUUAAAAAAACAUUGAAGCAAGUAAUGAUUUUGUUUUAGCUAAUAAAUAUAAAUAAUGAUUUUGUUUUAGCUAAUAAAUAUAAAUAAUGAUUUUGUUUUAGCCAAAUUAUUAAUUGUUCUUUAAAUUAAUAUUGUGUAUUUAACCAAACAAUCCAGAAAUAAAUUGAUACAAUUUUAAGUGAAGCAAUGUGAAUCCUUCUUAUUUAAAAUAUGAUUUGUGGUUAAUAAUUCCCAACAUAUGCACAAAAUAAUAUCCUUUAUUCAAGCAUAAAUCCAUAUCUGAAGAUAAUUUGACCAUUUUAUUCUAUUAUACGUUGGGUUAUAUAUGGUACUGCUCAAUUAAUCGAUAUUAUUUUUUUUUAAAUGUUAUAGAAUUAAAACAGAUACUUAUGAAGUUUUAUAUAGUUUGAAAUUUAUAUGAAAUGUCCUUUAACUGAAUAAAAGUAUUAAAGAAGAAAGCUUAAACUAAGCUUCUGACAGUGAUUUCAUUCAAAUAUGAUUUUGAAAAUUUUAAUACGUUUUUAUUGUUAACAUUUCUUCAAAUAUUAUGUGAAUUAUAUAAUUUGGAGCUUCAAAGUAGGAUUGUGAAGACAAACAUACAAUUGUAUAUACCUUCUAGCUCAUAACCUUAGUUACUCACUCGAACAUAACAAAUUCUAAUUUAUAUAUAUAAAAAAAGUAUUGUUAUGAACUUUUUGAACAAACAUUUUUUUAUUAUUGGAAUCUUUUUUUCAUUUUUAUAAGCAACCAUUUUAAUUAGCUCUGCAUAAUAAAAGUUUAGCAUUAGCAUAUACCCAUAAAUUUCGUAUUACAGCAGAUUUGUGUAUUAAAAAACAGUACUUGCGUGCUAUUAAAAUCUGAAGAAAUAUAAUUUAAAAAUAUUUGUUUAUUUUGAGUUUUAAUUAAAAUUAUCACAUACUAUUUUAUUAUAUGAGUUGAAUUAGAAAACUAGAAAAACGUUUGAUAUCAAAAUCAGUUAUUUGAUGCUCAAAAUAUAUUUUUAAUCAAAGAAGAUUAAAAAUGUAUUUGUAUACAAUGUAUACAGUUUAUACUGUACUCAUUUGGCCCUCAUUUGUAUACCGUUCAUAUUGGGUGAAAUAUUUCGCACAUUUUCGAUUUUGUAUUAAUGUGAACUUUAUUCCUCUUCAAAGAAUUCACACGUAUAUUUUGCUCUUUUUUUAACCUGUUCGAUUAAUUAAUUUCUUUUAUUAACAAAAUUUAACCUUACUGAAAAUGUUAAUCAAGCAAAGAAUUUUUUUUUACAGAAAUUAAAAUUUUGUAACUGUAAAAAAAAGUUUGUUUAU